AGAUGGCAGCAGGGGAAAGCUCUGCCACAGAUCGCUCUCUCCAAGAUACAUCCACUUGGGCACUGGCUACUGUUUGCUUCUGCUUCAUCUCUUUCUCAAUUCUUCUUGAGCACUCCAUUAAUAUCAUCUCCAAAUGGCUUAAGAAGCACCACAAGAAAUCACUCAACGAAGCUGUGGAAAAGCUUAAAUCAGAACUGAUGCUUGUAGGUUUCAUUUCACUUAUAUUAGCAACAACACAAAGAGCCAUUCCCAAUAUCUGCAUACCCAUUAAAGCUGCAGACACCAUGCUUCCAUGCCGUAAAAAUAAAACCAAAACAGGGGUGAAACUAAAGGUGAUCGAACACUUAUUAAAGAAGAGUGGUUCAUGGCAUAGACUCUUAUUAGCCUCUGGGAGUACUGGAACUGGUGCCAGUUCCAAUUCUGAUAAAUGUGCCAGUAAAGGAAUGGUUUCUCUGGUUUCACAACAAGGGUUACGCCAAUUACAUAUCUUCAUCUUUAUAUUAGCAGCAACUCAACUUGUCUACAGUCUUCUCACCAUGGUAUUAGGAAAAGCUAAGAUGAAGCGUUGGAAAGCUUGGGAAGAAGAGACUCGAACCAUCUCAUACCAAGUGGCUAAUGAUCCUAAACGGUUUAGAUUUAUACGGCAAACAACAUUUGGAAGACGGCAUAUGAGUAUUUGGACAGAAUCGCUAUGGAUUAAAUGUUUCUUCCGCCAAUUCUUUAAUUCAGUGGCGAAAGUUGAUUAUCUCACGUUGCGCCAUGGCUUCAUCGCAGCUCAUUUGCCCACACACAGCAACUUCAAUUUCCAACAAUACAUACAACGAUCCUUGGAGGAUGAUUUCAAAGUAGUUGUGGGAAUCAGUCCCCCUAUGUGGUUAGCUGUCGUCAUCUUCAUGCUUGCUGAUGUGCAUGGAUGGCAUAUGUAUCUUUGGGUAGCCUAUGCUCCAUUGAUUUUCGUCCUAACUCUUGGAACCAAGCUUGAAGUCAUUGUUGCAAGAAUGGCUCUGCAACUCAAAGACCUGAACAUUGUAAUUACAGGAGCCCCUGUGGUGCAACCUAAUGACAAUCUUUUCUGGUUCAGCCAACCUAAAUUUGUGUUGACACUUCUUCAUUUUACCCUGUUCAUGAAUGCUUUCGACGUGGCAUUCUUUAUCUGGGUAACGUUAGAAUUUGGGAUCAACUCUUGUUAUCAUGAGUACAUCGAGAUUACAAUCACAAGGGUGGUAUUAGCGGUGAUUGUACAAGUCAUUUGCAGCUACAUUACUCUCCCACUCUAUGCCCUUGUUACACAGAUGGGUUCUCACUUCAAGAGUGCGGUGCUGGAAGAACAAACCGCCAAAGUAAUAAAGCAAUGGUAUGCAGACGUGAAGAAGAGGCAGAAGAUGAAGAAAUUAACAAGUCUACCUAACUCUGAAAUUGGGAGCAGCAGGAAAACUAUUACUAGGGAAGUUUCUUCCCCAACUACAUCCCCCCGGCCAACAAGGACACUUUCAAAAACUAUUUCUUCUCUCAAUUGGAAUGAUGAAAUCAGUCAAGUCCAAGAGGAACCAGGUGAGGCCAAUGUUCCUUCUAGGGCAUUGGUAGUAGAAUUGCCAAUCUUGGAGUGUCAUGAGAAGCCCUCCACAAUCAGAAAGAACUGAAUUCAUAUGAUGCAAUGGAUAGAUAGCUUCAGUGGUUUGUUUACAUUCAACAUGUGACACUGAGAUUGUCACAUCAAAUGAGAGAACCUAAGCCUACAACAGCUCCUAGCAGGCCAUACCUGGCCAUACAGAAGCUGUUGUUAUAAUAUGUCAUCCCUAUACCUUGAUUUAAGAUGACAAAAUGUGUACAUGUAUGAAUUUUUUGAUCCCCCUAGCAAACAUAAAAAUGCAACAUUUUAUCCAUU
Telopea speciosissima is the source of this 1885-nucleotide messenger RNA. Its product is annotated as MLO-like protein 3. The record is from RefSeq and is a predicted model, not a curated record. Gene Ontology annotation, cellular component: membrane. The transcript is spliced from 15 exons. Gene Ontology annotation, biological process: defense response. The coding region runs from base 3 to 1640 and encodes 545 amino acids. NCBI's taxonomy places the organism in Eukaryota, Viridiplantae, Streptophyta, Magnoliopsida, Proteales, Proteaceae.